Messenger RNA from Diatraea saccharalis (sugarcane borer), 1210 nucleotides. The record is from the annotation of a GenBank genome assembly. NCBI's taxonomy places the organism in Eukaryota, Metazoa, Arthropoda, Insecta, Lepidoptera, Crambidae.
AAAUCCAUUUUCCCAAGGAUUAAAUAAAUAAUUAUUAUCUGUUAUGAUUGAUUAGUUUGGUAUUAGCGUGGUAUAAAAGAUUGUAGUGCGUCUACAAGACACACAGUGCCGUAAAAUGAGGGUUCAAUGCGUAGUCUUGUUGGUGGCGGCGGCCGCGGCGUGCGUUAGCGGCGCAGCUGUGGGGAAGAGUACUCCUGAGCCCAUCAUUACUGGACUGGAUUAUCACGAACUGUAUGGGAUACCUACAGCGACGCGCAUCCGACAGGCUGAACAAGGACAAGAUUUCGAUGGAAACCGCAUCUUCGGAGGCUCUGCUGCUGGCGUUGGUGCACAUCCCCAUUUGGGUGGUCUGAUCGUCACUCUGCAUGACAACCGUCAGUCUGUAUGCGGCUCCUCAUUGUUGACAAACACUCGUUCGGUAACGGCGGCUCACUGUUGGAUCAUUGGGAAUGCACCCGCCCGCACCAUCACCAUCGUGUUCGGCUCCAACCGUCUGUUCAGCGGUGGAGUACGACACAACACCAACAGCAUUAUCACGCACGCCAGCUACAAUCCCAACAACCUCAACAAUGACGUUGCCAUCAUCAACCAUAAUUGGGUGACCUAUACCACUACUGUUAACCGUAUCCUCCUGCCCCCCGGUUCGAACUCCUAUGCAAAUGUAUGGGCAGUAGCUGCUGGCUUCGGCAGAGAAGGUCCCAAUACUCCUAUUGGCCAGAACCAGGGUAAGAAUCAUGCAAACAUGUUCGUAAUCACGAACGGCCAAUGCGCAAAUGUGUUCGGAGGCGUCAUCAUUGGUUCUACUAUCUGCGCGACAGGCAGCGGUAAUGCCAGCAUCUGCCCUGGAGAUUCAGGCGGUCCUCUAUCCAUCGGAUCCGGAAAUAACCGUCAAUUGAUCGGUAUCUCCUCCUUCGUAUCCGUCCGCGGAUGCAACCUCGGCUUGCCCGGAGGCUUUGCCCGAGUUACCUCCUUUAGAACCUGGAUUCAACAGAGAAUAUAAACACUACGUAAAAUUAAAAGCAAGAUUUGCUUUCAUUUGCAGAUUUUUACCGCAUUAUUAUUUUAAGAUGUAUUUUUUAUUUAUUUAAAAUAAAUGUUGCUGUCGUUAUAUUUUUUACAAUCUUUUAAGGAUUAUAGAUUGUGGGUAUAAAUAAGUGAAUAAAAAUUAUGGUCGUUUUCUUCAAAAGUUCAAGCGUGUACUCGCUUGUAC